CUGGCGACCUAGCCCAAGAGCACCCGCACAGUCAGCUUUGUGGAGCAGUUCCUGGCCUUAUUGCCACAGCAGAAACAAGAGACCAGAGAUGUUCUAGAAAUGCAUUUUGUUAACCCACAGGCUUUUGAAAUUUCUUUAUAUGUGCCAAGUGUAUUCGCCCUAAAAUGUGGUUUUGUCAAGAGUAACUAUCCUGGAGUAAUCUUGUCUCGCAAAAGAACAUAACCUGUAACCACGAGCACAUGCGGACCCUGUGUGUCAGUCAUAUAAUUGACUGACCAAUGUUUUGCAAUGUUCCAUGUUCGUGAUUUUUCCCCCCAUCACAGCAGUCGUACACUGCAAUAAUUAGCAAGAAUCAAUGGUACUGACUCAUAUUUUUAGAGCCAUAGCCACAAGAACUUCAUUGCCAGCUAAGUGAAAUUUGCAGGAGACACUUCUGCCUGACUGGGAGCUUCCAUAUCUUUUUGGUGCAAAACCAAGAUUGAGUAUUGUCUUGCCACUUUGCAGCCAAAUAUAGCAUUUUCAUUCAAAACACAUAUGGUCGCCGGACAUGCCUGGCCGUACUUAUCUUACCUUGCCCAGCAUACAUAUUGAAUCGUCAGUACAGUGUAAUCUUUAAGUAAUGCACUGCCAUCGUAACUAACAAUUGGCACUAUUUUUUCCCUCAAGAGCUGCCAGUAAUGGAAAAUCAGCUGGACCCAACCAGCCAGAGUAGAAGAUCCCCCUCCUAUUUGGAUCGUGUGCGUAGGGACUACCCAGCCCCACAAUACAACAGACGGACCCCAAUAAGAGGUGUGCAACGGCACAAUGAUAUGACAGUUGCAUAUCUUGAGUCGCGGUCGCAGCGGGAGUAUGAAGUUGACACCCGUCGCCUGCAGCUUGAGGAAAGGAGGCUGGAGCUGCAGAUAAAGCAGCACAGCGACAAGAUGCGGCUCAAGGAAGUGGAAAUGCAAGAGCGUCAAAUGGAGCGAGAGUCGCAAGCAGAACAGUGGCGCCAAGAAUUGAAGUUCCGCCAAAUUGAGCAAGAGGCCCUCGCAGAGGAGAGGCGCCUCAUGGCUGCUGAGCGCCAAGCCUACAUGCAGCAUCAACGAGUGCAGCUGGAAAUGCUGAACAAUUUAUUCAGUCAAAUAAAGAAAUAAUAAUGAAAAUAAUUAUCCACUAGACUGUAUCAUGAAGGUACAAGAGAAACCCAAUACUGGUUUCUUGCAAACUUCAUUCUGAUCCAGACAUCAAACCAGGGACAAACUUUCCAAAACAGUUGCUCUAUACUACCUCAGUUACCCAAGAGGCUGUCCAUUAGCAGAGCAUGAUAGACUUGAAUGAUAGUUUGAAAAGGGACAAAACAUGCACAUUUGAACUUUUUCCAGCAAAUAUAAAAGUAGUCUUUCAAUAAAGUAGUUCACUCAUCUGUGUUUAUGAAGGCACAACAUAGCAACCACAUCAAUACUGCUCGAGGUGCAACUUUUAUAACGUAGCUGCUGACGCCUCACAA
Molecule: messenger RNA, 1489 nt
Organism: Dermacentor andersoni
Lineage: Eukaryota; Metazoa; Arthropoda; Arachnida; Ixodida; Ixodidae
Source: RefSeq, a predicted model, not a curated record